Molecule: messenger RNA, 1945 nt
Organism: Cydia amplana
Lineage: Eukaryota; Metazoa; Arthropoda; Insecta; Lepidoptera; Tortricidae
Exons: 14
Coding region: 113-1945 (610 amino acids)
Cellular component (GO): membrane
Molecular function (GO): phosphatidylinositol bisphosphate binding
Source: RefSeq, a predicted model, not a curated record
ACCGUUAUCGAGUGCUUAAACACACAAUGACAGAUAAAUGAGUGAUAUCGGGUUACCGUGCUAGAUAUCCCACAAAUUAAGUUUAUUCGAUUCUGAAAGUUAAUUCAGCAAUAUGUCUGUGCGACCUUUGCCUCCAGUGCUUGCAGAAAAGGCUCGAAAAGAGCUUAAUGAAGACCCUCAGAGGCUUCCCAAUGACUUACAACAUAUAAAGGAUUGGAUAGCCAAGCAGCCGCAUCUUAAAGCAAGAACCGACGAUCAAUGGCUGACUACAUUUUUACGAGCCUGCAAAUUUAGUUUGGAACGGGCAAAAGAAAAAAUUGACUUAUACUAUUCGGUUCGUACUACGGCACCAGAUUUCUUUCAGCUUACGCCAAAAAACCCGCGAUUUUGGGAAAUUUUGGAGACUGGGUCUUUUCUUCCUUUGCCAAAAGUUGCCGCUCCUGGUUCUCCUAAGGUAUCAAUUAUCAGACCGGGAAGAUAUGAUCCCGACAAAUUCUCAAUAUCGGAAGUGAUGUCAGUUUCCAAUACGAUAGAAAAGAUUAUGUAUUUGGAAGAUGAUGAUGCUGUCGUAUCAGGGGUAAUGGGCGUACUUGACUUAGAAGGAGUUACUAUGGGACAUUUCUUACAAAUGACCCCACUACAAAUGAAAAAGAUGGCGGUUGUGAGCCAGGAUGCGACACCAUUCCGUAUGAAAGGAGUUCACUAUUUGAAUACGCCAACAGGGUUUGAGACUAUUUUUAACGCAAUGAAAGCACUCCUCAAUGAAAAAAAUAAAAGCAGAUUAUAUGUCCAUAAUAAAAACUAUGAUGCGAUGUACGAACAUAUCCCAAAACAUAUGUUAACAGCAGAGUAUGGCGGUAACGCGGGAACUGAAAAGGACAUUAUAGAUUACUGGAAGAAGAAGGUCCAAGAAUACAGUGAAUGGUUAGAAGAAGAUAUUCAGUAUCGCACUGACGAAUCCAAGAGAGCCGGAAAAGCAAAAACAGCUGAAAGACCAAAUGUUACUCUACUUUUGACGAUGCCUGUUCGACCUUUGUCUCCGGUAUUGGCGGAAAAAGCACGUUUGGAACUAAACGAAGACCCUAAAAAACUUGAAGAUGGAAUACAAUAUCUCAAGGAAUGGAUUGCUAAGCAGCCACACUUACGCGCCAGAACCGAUGAUCAAUGGUUGGCUACAUUUCUGAGGGGAUGCAAAUUUAGUCUUGAGCGAGCAAAGGAGAAAAUCGAUCUAAAUUACUCUUUGAGGAGCACUGCCCCCGAACUUUAUAGUAUAAACCACAGAAAUCCUAAGUUUAAGGAGAUUUUGAAUUUAGGCUGCGGUCUCGUUUUACCCAAAUCACUGAAGCCCACCGAUCAAAGAGUAGUAUUAAUCAGGCCCGGUGCAUAUGAUCCUGCCAAAUAUUCUCUUACUGACGUUAUGUCAGUUAUGGGUAUUAUAAUGCGGAUAAUGUAUGUAGAAGAUGAUGCGUUUGUGGUGUGCGGCGGCGUGAAUAUAAUGGAUCUACAGGGAGCGACUAUGGCUCACGCCGCACAGGCCUCGCCGGCUAUGAUGAAGAAAAUGGCUGUUGUUGGCCAGGAUGCUUCUCCUACUCGCAUAAAAGGUGCUCAUUAUAUAAACACACCUCCGGGAUUCGAAACUAUUCUCAACAUCGGUAAAUCAUUCCUCAAUGAAAAAAACCGAAACAGGUUGCACGUGCAUAAUAAAGAUUUUGAAUCGCUGUAUAAGCACGUGCCUCGAGAGGUUCUACCCGCGGAGUACGGAGGACACGGAGGCACUUUCCAGGAAAUUAUAGAUUACUGGCAGAGGAAGGUCGAAGAGUACAGCAACUGGCUCGAUGAGGACCUGAAGUACGGCACGGACGAGGACAAGCGGCCCGGGAAUCCCAAAACAGCCCAGGACAUGUUCGGCAUCGAUGGAUCCUUCAGACAAUUGGAAUUCGAUUAA